CAAUUGGCAAAUCGCAACCAGCACAAACGACAACAAACGACAAGACAAGAAGACAACACAGCCGCGGUGCUGGAAGCAGUGUCUCCUUCCUCCUUGUGUGUCUGCCUGUGUAUCUGUGGUGGUAGUGGUGGUGGUGGUGCAUGGGACGACAGUGACGAUGAUGAGUGGUCAGAGGCGCGCGAGCAAAGGGGCGAAGAAACCAGAGAAGCACAUGCUUGGGUAUGAGGUGGUGGGCUGGAGCUCCUACAGCGCACAGUUCCACCCAAAGAACAUCAAGGAAGAUCGUCCUUAUGAUCAAUCCUCGCGCUGGUCCGCCGACAUCUCAUCGGCACCACAAUAUGUGCUGCUGAAGCUGCACAGCCCCGCAUUGGUGAAGGCGGUCAUCUUCGGCAAGCAUGAAAAGGACAACAACUGCAACGUCAGGGAACUCAAGGUCCUUGCCGGCAUGCAGGCGGACAAGCUGGAUGUCAUCAUGCACACGGGCUUGCAGAACGACUCUCGUCCCGAAACCAUUCCAGUUGACAGCGUCACCCUCUGCCAAUACAUCAUGGUUCGCCCGCUGCGCGUGUGGGAGGUUGAUUUUCACAUCAGCAUCUGGUACAUUGGUCUGCUCGGCACAGAGAAGCCCACAGCCAUCAAGCGCCACCACAAGCGCGUCCAACAAGAGGCGACGCGGCUGUGCCUGAAGCACUUGCGGCGCAGCGGCUAUAUGGACUGCUUUGAGCAGCUGUUGAAGAAGAGCAAAGUGCAGCUUGAGGACACCAGCGUCUCUGCCCUCUACUCCCUCCUCGUCCAAAAGGGCGACUUUGCUGCUGUGGAGGAAAUGCUGACUCAGCUCGAUACAGACAAGAACAUCUUCAACGAAUACAUUGAAAGCCAGCCGUACCAAUACGAGUGGAAACAGCUUGAGCCGCUCAACAGCUUUGGAUUGAAGGCGGAGGCUGACGAGAAGCCGUCGAUGCGCGGCGGGCACCAGGUCGUCAUUGACACCACAUCCCGCGUCAUGUAUCUCUUUGGCGGUUGGAACGGAGCGGAUGAACUUGGGGAUCUGUGGCGCUAUUGGAUUGACGAGAACCGGUGGCAGUGCAUCAGCGACGACGCCCUCGCUGACGGCGGACCCUGUGCACGCUCGUGCCACCGCAUGUGCAUCGACAAGGACAAGAAGAUCUAUGUGCUUGGUCGAUUUGCCCAGCACGCGCAUCCGCAGGACUUUCGCGUGUACGACACCGUCUGUGACACUUGGCGAACCAUCUCCCGCGACACGGCGGGUGACGGGGGCCCGCCGCUGAUCUUCGACCACCAGCUCGUGUACUGGCGCAACAAGCACGCCAUCCUCGCACACGGUGGAAAGCUGUGUGGACGCGACCAGAUGUAUGGCGGCAUGUACAUGUUCGACAUUGCGACCAGCAAGUGGGAAAAGCUCUUCGAUGCAAACGAGUCUGCGCCCAUUUCCCCACGCAUGGCGCACUCCAUGUUCAUCUCAGAGGCUGAGUCGUGCGUGUACAUCUUUGGCGGGCAGUACGACGGCCACUACCGGGCGGAUCUGCACCGCUACGACCUGAUCCGCCGCCGCGCAACGCUGCUGGAUGCCGACUGCACCAUCAAGAGCCACAUCACCGUCUCCUUCUCCCAACGCGUCGUCUUUGAUGCCGACAAGCGCGAGAUGCGCUUCCUCGCGGGUGUGGAGCAGCACGGCGAGCCGCGCUAUCUGUGCGACAAUGUCCUCUACGUCUGCAAACUCGACACACUCGCCUGGGAGCAAGUCAACUUCUCGCAGGACCAGUCGGACGACGUGCCGUGCCGGCGCUUCGGCCAUCAGUUCGUCUGGGACCCCGUCUCAAAGUGCCACUUCCUCUCCGCGGGCAACCCUGGUCUCGUUGACAGCAACCGCCUCCGCCUGUCCGACCUGUGGUCCCUGCGCAUCACCCGCCCCGCCCGCCACGACGUCCUCCGCAAGUGCGUCAAGCUCGUGCGUCUGCACCGCUACCAGGAGCUUGCAGGCACGGACCAGCUGCGCGCGUACCGGUAUCUUUGCGGCCCGCUGCGGGAGGCGUUUGCAGGGGAAGUGAUGACCCACGCAGCACUGGCAAAGGAGCUGUUCCGAGCACAGUCGUCAACCACUACUGCUACUGCUACUCCUGCUACUGCCACUGGCAAGGACACAGCUUUCGAGCGACGAACAGCGACCUUCCAGUACAUAAUGCAAUAUCUGCCCAAAUCAAUGCGCGAGCCAGAUGCAGAUCUGAUGGAUAUUGUUCGCUUGCCGCCAACGGCGGGCAGGCUCGGUGGCGCCAUGAGCAGUGGACGCACGUGCAGCAUUGAUGAUGAUGAUGAUGAUGAUGAUGAUGGCGAUGAUGAUGAUGAUGCGUGUGAUACCACCCCUGAUGAACUGCACCCUCGUCAAAGCUAAAGCCGUGCCUCUGUGUGUGUCCGUGGCUGUGUCUCUGUGGUCGCGAGUGGCUGUGUCUGUAGCGCUUGCCUUCGCCAGCCCCUGGCCAGUGUAUUACCGUUUGGUGUAUGCUUGAUCCUUGUUCCAUUGUUCCAUUGGCUGGUCGUGGUCGCUUCGCUUUGGCACGAUGGCGAUUAUUAUUCCACGUAUCACCCACUCCCGCAUGUCUUGUUUCGGUGGCCCGCACUUCGUGUUGGUUGCUUCGCUGUUUCGCACACGUUCAUGGCGAUGUUUACCUGUCCUUUGCUUUCUUGGUCAGCCAGUAUGAGACUUGUCGUGACAGUUGAUUUGGUUACACGCAAUACACAACAACAAUACACAUUACCUGUCUUUCGCG
Molecule: messenger RNA, 2786 nt
Organism: Salpingoeca rosetta
Lineage: Eukaryota; Choanoflagellata; Craspedida; Salpingoecidae
Exons: 17
Coding region: 158-2410 (750 amino acids)
Cellular component (GO): cytoplasm
Molecular function (GO): protein binding
Source: RefSeq, a predicted model, not a curated record